AUGGCGUCCAGAUACUUGCAGGUGAACGAGACAAAUGUGACAGAGGCGCAGUCGUACUUGUUGUUGCUGUUGGGGUCCACUUUGUUUGUGGACAAGAGCAGAGAUAGCGUUCGGCCGGUGGUGAACCUAUUUUUGGAAAAGUUGGAGGAGGUAGUUCAGUACAGUUGGGCGUCAGGUACACUUGCUUGGUUGUACAAAUACCUUGGUCAAGCGUCUCGUGCUGGUGCCCUGGGGGUGGAUGGUUGUCUCACACUUAUGCAGUGUUGGAUCUACGAGUACUUUCCGGGUUUCAGGCCAUCUCACUUCGAGCCACCCGUCGUUGGACCUAAUGAGGCUUGGGCUUCACGAUGGAUUGGGCAGCCGGCACCUGGUUCUGUGGCGGAUCCUAGUGUGAGGUUGGCGUUCUACCGUCAAGCUCUUGACAUCUUGACCCCUUCUGAUGUGUUUUGGACACCUUUCCAUAAGAGGCCUCAUCAGGCAGUGCGUCGCUCUUUGUACACUGGAGUGAUCCGGUUCGCUGGUAUAAGCGAGUUCUAUGAUCCAGCCCGUUGCCUCCGACAGUUUGGAUACCAACAGAUGGUACCGCCUGCCCCUUCGCUGCCUCAGCGAGCAGACCGACCAGAGGCACCUGGUGGAUAUGUCAUUCAGAUUCUUGAGAGUUUUGAUGUUGCAUGA
Molecule: messenger RNA, 675 nt
Organism: Linum tenue
Lineage: Eukaryota; Viridiplantae; Streptophyta; Magnoliopsida; Malpighiales; Linaceae
Source: the annotation of a GenBank genome assembly